AGGGCUGCUGUUGACUGCGAGGUCAGUGCGGUGCAGUGGGCCGCCACCAGUGGUGAUGUCGUCACCAUGGCCUGGUGCGCUCGCCGGGCUGGUUUUGGGAGUGGCACUUUGCCUAGCUGAGCAGGACUGGACGUAUGAAGGAAGCAAUGGUCCCAGCCAAUGGAGCCGCCUCGGCUACAAGGAAUGCGACCACCACCAGCAGUCGCCCAUCGACAUCCACUCGAAGUCGGUGCAGCAGAAGCACCUUCAGCCGCUGGAGCUGCACUUUUUCGACCACGCGCCUCUUAGCGCCAACGUCACCAAUAACUACGUCGGUGCUCUGGUGGCCUUGACCUCUGGACACGUGCCACUGGUGAGGGCGGGCUCGCUGUAUGGCGAGUACAGCGUGGUCGGUUUCCACUUCCACUGGGGCGAGAACGACACAGUCGGCUCGGAGCAUCAUCUGGACGGACACAGUUACCCGUUGGAGAUGCACAUUCUGUGCCAGAACACCAAGUAUGACUCCCUGACGAAGGCUACCCAGCGACCCGAUGGACUGGCAGUCCUUGCAGUCUGGUUUGAGGUGGGCCCGUCUCCCAACAGUGGUUUGAUGCGUCUCUCUCCGGCCCUGGACCGCAUCAGAGCCGGUGGCGCCUCCACCCUACUCUCCGAGCCACCGAGCCUGCUGGAGCUGAUGCCGAACGAUCUCGGACACUUUUACCGCUACGAGGGCUCCCUAACCACGCCAGGCUGCUACGAGGUCGUCACUUGGACUAUCUUCAAGCAGCCCGUCCAGGCCACUGAACAACAGAUGGCUCGGUUUCGGACGCUGACGGGCCUCCGGAGCCGACCGAUCGGCCACAACUACCGGCUGGUUCAGCUGCCGUACGGCCGACAAGUGUUUGAGCGCCGACCGCUCGACGAGGCGGCUCUGGAGAUGAAGCCCCAGCGUGACGGGCAGGAGGCGGCGGCCUCGGGACCGCAGUCGUCAGCAACAGCGGCUGUAGCGUCUCUGCUGCUGCUGCAGUUGGCUGCCACCCUCACUACCCUGAGCGCAGCCGUCGCCCUCACUCUGUGAAGAGCUGAAACUGAAUAUCUGAACGCCCCGAACCAUGAGUGCUGUGCUAAAUGGUGUCAAAGAAGGUUUUAUCUCCGUGAAAGCAACGCAUUUUAUUAACCUUCGCCGGCACAGGGGGGGGGGGGUGAUGACCCCCCCCCCUCCCCUAAGGUUUUUCGUGAAUAGGUAGCUCGCGUAAAAAGCGGCCGAUCGCGACGAAACUUUCAGUACUUUAGCAUUGAUAAAUUUUACACCUACCCUGAAAAUUUCAUGACCCUGACCCAA
Molecule: messenger RNA, 1321 nt
Organism: Amphibalanus amphitrite
Lineage: Eukaryota; Metazoa; Arthropoda; Thecostraca; Balanomorpha; Balanidae
Product: carbonic anhydrase 1-like
Exons: 7
Coding region: 56-1057 (333 amino acids)
Molecular function (GO): zinc ion binding; carbonate dehydratase activity
Source: RefSeq, a predicted model, not a curated record